AUGGCCUCGAGAAUGCAACCUUUCAGCAAGCUUGUGCCUGAGCUGGAAUUGGCACUUAAGUCUUUCCAAAGUUCAGGCUCAAAAUUUCGUCUUCUAAAGACAGUGCAUCCGAGCCAUGAAUUUCCGCAAGAGCCAAAGACAGCACAUCGAGAUGAGUCUCCCAGAACGCUUUUCAUCCUGGAUUCCUCCUUCAAUCCACCUUCUAUAGCACAUCGGACGCUGGCUCAAUCUGCAUUGCAUCGAUCAUCAGCAAGCCAGUAUGCCAAACCUCAUCGGCUACUUCUCCUGUUCGCAGUCAUGAACGCAGACAAGGCACCAAGUCCAGCCUCGUUCGAACAACGACUAUCCAUGAUGACCGUCUUUGCCCGAGAUCUCCUGGACAGUUCAUCGCGAGAAAGCGACAUCGAUCCUGUUCCUGUUGAUAUCGGAGUCACCACCGCACCAUACUAUACCGACAAAUCUCGUGCAAUAGAGACCGAGGGCUUGGAAUGGUAUCCGGACAACCCCCAUCAUAUCCACCUCGUAGGCUUUGAUACAUUGACUCGCUUCUUCGCGGCAAAGUACUACAAGGAUAAAUUCGAUCCUCCUUUCUCCGCUUUGAAUCCUUACUUUGAUGCCGGACAUCGAUUGCGUGUUACACUGAGACCUGAUGAUGAGUAUGGAAGUGUCGAGGAGCAGAGAGCCUUUGCUGCAAAGCUUGGAAAUGGUGACAUGGAGAAAGAUGGAGGCAAAAAAGAGUGGGCGCAGCAAGUCGAGCUUGUGCCGCCAAAUCCGAAGAUUGGCGUGAGUAGUACGAAGAUUCGCAAAGCAGCGAAGGCUGCCGAUUGGGAGACUGUAAAGAAGCUCUGCACGCCUGGAGUCGCGUCGUGGGUGCAGAAGCAGAGAUUUUAUGAGGAAGACGCCACUGGGGCAAAGAUGGCCUGA
Messenger RNA from Pseudocercospora fijiensis CIRAD86, 924 nucleotides. RefSeq lists its product as uncharacterized. Gene Ontology annotation, cellular component: cytoplasm; nucleus. The record is from RefSeq and is a predicted model, not a curated record. The transcript has a single exon. Gene Ontology annotation, molecular function: nicotinamide-nucleotide adenylyltransferase activity; ATP hydrolysis activity. NCBI's taxonomy places the organism in Eukaryota, Fungi, Ascomycota, Dothideomycetes, Mycosphaerellales, Mycosphaerellaceae. The coding region runs from base 1 to 924 and encodes 307 amino acids.